Molecule: messenger RNA, 582 nt
Organism: Cyclocybe aegerita
Lineage: Eukaryota; Fungi; Basidiomycota; Agaricomycetes; Agaricales; Hemipholiotaceae
Source: the annotation of a GenBank genome assembly
AUGGACAGCGGCGAAACACCCAAGCUUCCCGUUUACGCAGGUCAAGUUACAGUAGAGGGGAAGGCGCUGGAUGUCUCCGAUAUUCAUGGCAACGUCUCUAAAGACAUGAAGCGCGAGAGCCUGUAUGUCUUCCGGCAUUUCGUAAGUACACAAGGAAAUUCGUAUGGUGCUGAAGUCGGUGAGCGGAUAAAGAUGACGAGCGUGAACAUCUGGAGAGAGGGCGGAGAGGCGCGUGCGGAGACGAUCUUUGAGAUCACGGUCGAGAAAGACAUGUGCAACAUUCUCGGGACGCUGCAUGGUGCUUGCGCAGCAUAUAUUGUUGAUCCGUGCUCCGUAUCUUCUCUCGUUGUCCUUGGUCGAGCAAAAGGGAUAGACGGCACGGGUGUCUCCCAGUCAAUGAACCUUAUCUGGCACCAUCCUGUCCGACUAGGGACGAGACUCCGCAUCGUCUCCACCUCUAUGUCACUAAAAGGGCGCGUCAGGACUGCACGCUGCGAGCUCUGGGAUGGUGACAGCCUGUGCGUCUCCGCCGUCCACUCCACAGUGAAUCCGGGACAGAAAAGGACCAAAGGGAGGAUGUAG